Baudoinia panamericana UAMH 10762 is the source of this 2310-nucleotide messenger RNA. RefSeq lists its product as uncharacterized. Gene Ontology annotation, molecular function: aspartic-type endopeptidase activity. The record is from RefSeq and is a predicted model, not a curated record. Gene Ontology annotation, biological process: proteolysis. The transcript has a single exon. Lineage: Eukaryota; Fungi; Ascomycota; Dothideomycetes; Mycosphaerellales; Teratosphaeriaceae. The coding region runs from base 133 to 2049 and encodes 638 amino acids.
AUGGGACGUAAGCUGCAGGCCGUUGCACCACUCACUAAUGAGCAUGACGGGCAUAUUUCAUCGGCCGUUUAGAAGCACCGCGGAAGGCUUUCUGACAUCGAUCGGAAGGUCGUUGCCGGCGCCACAGAUGCGAUGCCGGGUCAGGAAAGGCGGAGACCAACUCGCAUCAAGAUCUGCGUAAGCACGCGACGCAAUCGACAAACGCUCCGACUACGCGGGAAUUGCCGAUGCCAGAUCUUGGUACGUUCUCCGGAUAACAGUUUCUGGAACGGAGCUGGAAUCCGUGUAUCUGAUUGUCUACACGCAAUCGUUCGCGUAGGCGCCGCUUCGUCUCUGCGCUUCAGACGGGCUUUCAUUCGUCGACUCGCUCGCUCGAUCCAGGCUGCAUUUGCGGCUGCUGUGGCGCAAAAGGCUAUUCUGAGAACCCACACAUGCAACCCGGCUCAGACGGUACACCGCCACGCGCAGCGGUUUGCCGGCGCUGACGUCUUGGUAUGCUACGCGUCAUGGCGUAUUCCACUUUCGCAAGACCAUUGCUACAACUCUCUUUCUUUUGAUUCUGGUUUCUGUGGUUCCUGUUCCUCUCCCAUUUUCACUGUUGUCGCAACAUCCCCAGUCUUCACGAAUAUGCGGACAUUCACUACUCUUGCCGUUGCGGCGACAGCCCUCAGCGCGAACGCAAUUACACUGCUUGAACGACGAGAUGGAACCGCCCUGCGAGUGGUCGAGCACGAAAUAGAACGACGACAGAUUAACAACCCAAUUGCAAGAGACCAAGCACGGCUACGAAAGCGACAGUCCAAGACCGUCACGGAGAAUCUGGAUAACGAAGAAACGCUUUACUUCAUGAAUGUGACUAUGGGAACACCGGCGCAAUCGAUCCGAUUACAGAUAGAUACCGGCUCAAGUGAUCUUUGGGUCAAUGUGGCCAACAGCCAGUUUUGCGCACAACGAGGCAACCCAUGCACUGUGUCUGGAACAUACGCGCCUAACUCAUCAUCGACUUACCAGUAUUUGAACGGCCAGUUCAACAUCUCGUACGUUGACGGAACGGGAUCGAGCGGCGACUACGCGAGCGAUGUGGUCAGAUUCGGUGGCGUCACGUUAAACCAACAGCAAUUUGGUAUUGGCUACACAUCAAGUUCGCAAGAAGGUAUCAUGGGUAUUGGCUACCCAAUCAAUGAGGCGGUCACUCAGUACAAUGGCGACAGACCGUACUCGAACGUACCACAACACUUGAUGCAGCAAGGGGCCAUCAAUACCAACGCCUAUAGUCUUUGGCUCAAUGACCUCGAUGCUUCUCAAGGAUCGAUCCUGUUCGGUGGCGUCAACACGGGCAAAUAUACCGGCCAGUUGCAGACCCUGCCCAUUAUCCCGGAGUACGGUACCUAUGCGGAGUUCGUCAUCGCACUGACUGCGGUUGGUGCUAACGGAACUGUUGGCUCAUUUGGCAACAAUCUUGCCAGCCCUGCCUUGUUGGACUCUGGUAGCAGUCUAAUGUAUCUGCCUGAUAACGUUGCAAACGCGAUUUACAAGUCCGUGGGCGCGACCUACAGCGCUAGCCAAGGCGCGGCCUUCGUCGACUGCAAUCUUGCCAACUCGCCCGGCACGAUUGACCUCACCUUCUCCUCGCCAACAAUCAGGAUCCCCAUGAACGAGCUUGUUAUCGUCGCCGGAGUGCAAAACCGCAAGGAAGUCUGCAUCCUCGGCAUCAGCCCAGCUGGUGGCAGCACACCCGUACUUGGCGACACCUUCCUGCGAUCUGCAUAUGUCGUCUACGACAUUACGAAUAACGAGAUAUCGCUUGCGCAAACGAACUUCAACAGCACGACAAACAACAUUCUCGAGAUUACGAACAGCUCAAGCAUUCCGUCCGCGACGGCUGUGGCAAAUGCGAUCACGAAUGUGGCCGUCCAGAGCGGCAGCCCGCGUCUGGGUGGCUUGACAUCGACAUUGACGUCGCAGGCCUGGGCUGCACCGACUGCUGCGCUUGGCUAUGAAGCUGCGCUUUUGGCUGCAGUUGGCGCUGGUAUGGCAUACGCUCUGUAAAACAAAUGGCACGCCGUAAGCGACCACGUUUGUCGAUCAAGCAGCGAGCUUUGGCGUUUCAUCAUGGAAAUGUGGCUAUUUGUGCAUAGCGCGGCAUUGGGGUGUCUGGAUCUGGUCAUAGAUGUGUUACGAACUGUAGAUAUGAUGAUUAUAUUAGCAGUGCCGCAUGGCAGUGAGUAUCAAUCAUCGCCAAUGGCCUCCGCUCGACCCUUCAACUAUGGCUAGCCUCUUUUAGUAGGCAUCGUGAUCCUUCGCACUCGC